AUGGAGGCGGGUUUGGAGGAGGACCUGGCCGUGGUGGCGGUUUCGGAGGUGGAGGAUCUGAAUAAUCCAAACGCCGACUACAACGCCAUCGGCGAUUACGAUCUAAAUCCAAGUGUUGGAAAUCCUGGAGGCCGUCCUCGUGGCAACCUGGCGGCGCAUCUAGUGCCGCUUUAUCGACAUUUUAACGAGCAAACCCGGCACCAUUUCGUGCACUCUAACCUGGACGUGAUGCAUCGACAGUCGGGCCAAAAGGGUCGGCCCUAUCAGUGGACCCAUCACAUCAUCGGGAUGCAGGAGUAUAAUCGGAACCGAGCCCAAAUCAACCGACUCUGCCCUUCACUGGUGCAGCUUCAAAGCCUACGCAAAGGCAGUGGUGCCCAGAUGAUGGUUUCGAAUCCGGCACAGCAUCGUGCCGGAAGGGCCAAUGGAUGGACCGACACCGCACCGGCCGGGAUGUGCUCAAGGACCAGGGCUUGCGGCGCUACUCUACCACUGGUGGCCGCAAGGAGAACUAACCUGUCGCAAGACUUCAUCCACUUUGUCGGCCGCGCCCAAAUGGACGGCUACAUCCGUACGCACAACAACUAUCCGAUCAACGAGCAGACGGGCGGCAAAACCCAAAUUUACCAAUCAGCACCGGGUUGGCAUACGGUUGGAACAGUGGUGGCUGUGUAUGUGAACACCGUGGGCCAGGCACGUAUCGCAUACGGUAAC
Messenger RNA from Mesorhabditis spiculigera, 714 nucleotides. The record is from the annotation of a GenBank genome assembly. Lineage: Eukaryota; Metazoa; Nematoda; Chromadorea; Rhabditida; Rhabditidae.